Molecule: messenger RNA, 1647 nt
Organism: Metschnikowia bicuspidata var. bicuspidata NRRL YB-4993
Lineage: Eukaryota; Fungi; Ascomycota; Pichiomycetes; Serinales; Metschnikowiaceae
Gene: GPI1
Product: phosphatidylinositol N-acetylglucosaminyltransferase
Exons: 2
Coding region: 1-1647 (548 amino acids)
Biological process (GO): GPI anchor biosynthetic process
Cellular component (GO): membrane; endoplasmic reticulum
Source: RefSeq, a predicted model, not a curated record
AUGGAAUGCGUGGAUGCAUCUAAGCACCAAUCUUUGUAUCUCCGGUUCCACUCGAUAUCUAAGCUACCUUUCGUGGAUCCAAGAUUCUACAGCUUCGAUCAAAAAUUCGUCAUUAUUGUUUUUGCGCCACCAAAUCUUCGAAACUUGGAGUAUUUCACUGUGCGUCCUAUCUUACUCCAAAGCACCUAUUUGGCACACGAGACUGAACCAUAUACCAAGAGUAUUCAGUUUUUGCAUAACGGAGAUGAUGGACUUGACCAUCUUUCAAUGUUGAGUGAAACCGUCCUAGACAAAAUCAAUGCUUGUUCCAAAACACGCGUCCAGUUUAGAGCCCUAAAUUUUGGCAAGAGUGCCCGAAAGAGCAGGGUCAUCUCAAAUGCUCUUUUAGAAACCAUUGGUAUUAUUAUCUCAGUUCUUGUUAGGACAAUCACAUAUUUAGACACUGAAAUAUUUGGUAAGAAGCUUGUUCAGAGAUCUACUUGGUGCCGGCAACUAGACAUACGGCUAAGGCAAGUUUCUUUCUUUCCGUUCCAAUAUUUGAGCUACUAUGAUACAUCCUUCCUCAGACCCAAUAUCCGACAACAGCUUGGCAUACCCAUGUCGAAUGAGAGAUACAACAUCAAUAACUCCAACUACAUCAAUUUGUACAAUACACUUUGGUUAAUGAUCAAUGACAUUCUCAUCGGAUGCACAAUUUACCGAGUCGUUUCGGAAAGUUUGACAGAGCGAAUGAACAUGUUUAAUAAUACUUUGCUUGCUAUGUGCUUUACAAAAUUGAAUAGUUUCAUAACUUGGAUAGGUUGUGAUUAUCCUGGUGGCCUCAAGCUUAACAAUGAUCUUGGCCAAUUCAUGGAACUACUUUUUCUUUGGACAUCUCAAUUAUGCGGUGACGUAUUCAAAAGCUUGAUAGAAUCUGAUUCCUGGUUCAAUUACACCAUCAAGCUUUGGUUCCAGGCGUCUUGCUACUUGGGAGUAUCAUUCGUUACAGCAUUUUUCAUUGAUUACAUCAAAAUUGUGAACAUUCAUGUGUAUCUCUUCAGUCUUGGGGCAACAAAGAUAUAUCAUCGGCAAGUUGAAAUGCUAAAGUCUUUGAUGCAGCUCUUCCGAGGAAGAAAGUACAAUAUUUUGAGGAAUCGUAUCGACAAAAUCGAAGAAGAUCAACUCAGAAUCGAUCAGUUGCUUUUGGGAACGUUUAUUUUCUUGGUUUUAAUUUAUUUGUUGCCCACAACCUUUGCAUUUUAUUUCCUUUUCUACGCUUCAAGAGUGGCAGUGAUGACUUGCUUGAAGUUGGGAGAAAAGGUCAUUCUUUGCUUGAAUCUAUAUCCUUUAUUUGUGGUUCUACUCAAACUCAAAAAUUCUCGUCGUCUACAAGGUGGGAUACACUUCACUCACAAAGGCCACUAUGAAACAACUGAUUGGCUUUUUAUGGAGAACAAGGCGUUGACAUUCGAUGAAAUAUUCGGGAAUUUUGUGCACGUCUUCCGUCAAGAAGGCCGUCUUGAAAGGUUACUACUCAAUUUCGCCGAAGGUCUCGAUUUGCAGGUGAAAGAUACUUCUUGUGAGAAAUUUCAAUAUUUGAUGCUUCCGAAGAAUCAUACAUCGCUCGUCGAGGUUUGGGGAAAAGCGGCAAAUAGCAAAGGAAGAUGA